CAGAAUCAGGACGUAGGACAGCAAAACCAGAUAGAGAGCCAAUGUAGGACUGGAGUGUAGUGUGUUAAAUAGAACAGAGACGCCAUCUCAGGCUCAGAGAACAGUGAAGCAGAGAGCCCUUAUGAGGGCCCUUACCGUAUAUGUACUGAAACAGUACUACAGAGGCUGGAGACGGCAGGUUCAGUGGUAGAUGUACACCGGAGGGGGGGCAUAAAAUGAGAGAAGAGAGAAUGUAUGUGAGAGAAGGUUGAAGGCAGGGAGAGCGAAUAGCAAGGGACAAGGAGAAGGAGAGUGUGUAAGAGGGAGGUAGAAUAUUGGGGGACAAGAGGGAAUAUGAAAGUGUGUGUUUGUGAGAGAGACAGAGCGAGCGAGAGGGGUAGGAUGAGAGGGAGAGAGAGGGAUAGAAAGUCAGAAUAGAGAGUAACAAGAGCAGCUAGAGUGAGUGAGUGAGUGGAAAAUUGAGGUAAAGGGAGAGGGAGGAAAGUGAAUGAGUGAGAUCCACCUACCAGCUGUAGAGAGAGCGAGAUAGAGAGAGAGAGCGCAGGGCUGUUUGAAUGAGCCACAUUGGAGAGGGAGAGUGUGUGAGUGUGUGAGUGUGUGUGCGAGGGAGAGAUGGAGACAGCACUAUAGAGGGGGUAGGGCAGGUGAAAGGGUGUGUGUAUGUGUGUGAGAGAGAGGUUGUCAGAUCCCCCUCGAAGUAGAGGCUGCUGCUCAGUGCAGUUGCUCUGGGUCCCAUUGAUACUCAUUUAUAGAGUGGGAAGAGCUGAAAAUGUCAUUUUGAAUGGAGGGAAAAACAUUUGCUAUUUUUUUAUCUUUCCUUAUUUGUCCUUCUGGAUCUUUACUCAUCUCCACUGGUCCUCCUUGCUUUCUUUGUGGGUGUAUAAAGGAGGUCACUGCGGAUACAAAGAAACAGAACACAGUCCAGUAAAAGCAUGUUUUCGGGGGUGAAGACAAUGUCGCACGGGACAGCCAUGUCACGUUGCCACGACAGCAAUGUCACCUGGCUCUCUCUGCAGUGACCCUGCACAGCGAAGGAUGCUGGGAAAUAGCAAACACUAUUAUCCCGGGGAGGAUGACAAAUAUGGGGAGGAUGAGGAAGAGGAAGAGGAGCAGGGACGAGAGAACAGAAAGGGGGAGAGUAGAGAGAAGGAGAAUGGAGGGAUAGAAGGGCUCGAGGAGAUGGAGAUAAAGGGAGGCAGACAAUCACGCGAAGGUAAAUGGGAGGGAGGUAAACCCUCGGCCAUUGUGGUUGGAAGACAGAGAGGAGACCGGACACUGAGGCCAGCCAAUCCAAGAAAUAGAGGCAUCCCCUAUACAUCCAAUCAGGCCCCCCAAAAGCAGCAACACCAUCUCAUCCCAGCCAAUCACCAGCAGUAUCACCCGGUCCCGUCCACUCAGACCCAGAAGAGACGCGCUCACAUGGAGCGCAGUAUGACCACAGUGGCGCCCAUAGAGGACACUCACCUGACCAUGAUGGUGUUCCGCAUUGGAAUCCCUGACAUCAAACAGACAAGGUGUCUGCAGUUUGACCCUGACUUCACGGUGUGGAGUGCCAAGCAGCAGGUCGUCUGUUCGCUGAGCGAGCCACUGUGGGACAUCUACAACUAUGGCCUCUUCCAGCCCGCCGGAGAGGGUCGAGACGCCAUGUUCCUGGAGGAGGAGCGCUGCCUCCGAGACUACCCACAGUCCUUUGAGAAAGGGGUGCCUUACCUGGAGUUUAGGUACAAGACCAGGGUAUACAAACAAACAAACCUGGAUGAAAAACUACUUACUAAACUGCACACCAAGGCGAGUCUGAAAAAGUUCAUGGACUACAUUGUGAGUGGAUCAUUAGAUAAGAUAUCAAAGGUCCUGGACAAAGGUCUCGACCCAAACUACCAUGACCCUGACAAUGGAGAGUCUCCUCUGUCUGUGGCGGUGCAAUCUGGUAUGACAGUGGAGGGGAUCAGGGCGCUCGUUCAAGGUGGGGCCCAUGUCGACUUCAGAACCAGAGAUGGACUGACAGCUGUACACAAGACUGUCAGGGCACACAAUCAUGUUGCGCUGCUGGCUCUACUGUCCCUGGGAGCGUCUCCUGAUUACAAAGACAGAUGUUGCCUGACCCCGCUGUACCACUCAGUGCUGAUAGGUGGCGACACCUCCUGCUGCGAGACCCUACUCUACUACAGGGCCAGACUGGGAGUGAGAGAUGAAAACGGCUGGGAGGAGUCUCACCAGCUCAGGGACGAAGAGGAAUUUGGAAUGCAAGAAAUACACAAGGCCUGCCAGAAUGGUUUUGCCCAGCACCUGGAGCACCUUCUGUUCUAUGGGGCAGAUACCACUUCUCAGAAUGCCUCAGGGAACACCGCACUUCACAUUUGUGCCCUGUAUAAUAAGGAAAGCUGUGUUCGUGUUCUGCUCUACAGAGGUGCCAAUAAGGAAAUGAAGAACAAGCAUGGACAAACCCCCUUUCAGGUAGCAGUAAUGUCAGGCCAUUUUGAAAUCGGGGAAAUCAUCAAAAAUCACAGAGAUGCAGAUGUAGUGCCCUUUCUGGAAUUCCCAAAGUAUGCUCCCAAAAGAGGAGAGAGUGCACGCACAAUCCCUCUCCUCGUGGCUCACCCUCACCCCCACCCCCUCCUGCGUGCUAACAGUGAUAACAGCAUGACCCUGCCUGAUACCAUGGCCCUGCCCAACAAGGCUGCUAGAUCCAAUCCCAUCCCUGGACAGGGUCGCAGGGCCUCUGUAGGUGUGAGGAGCUCCAGCAGUCCCAGGGCCCGUACCCGCUCCCCAUCACGAGGAAGAGGAGGAGGACAGAGUGACACAGAAGAGAGGCAUCACAGCAAACCACAGCGCGGCAGACAGGGUGCGACCUCAACAACAGGUGGUGGUGGGGGGUCAGCUGGGGGUCAGAUGAGGCGUAUGUACAGUGCGGUCCCAGGGCGAGUGUACGUGGCCACGAGGGCCUACACUGCCCACGGAGACAAAGAGCUUAGCAUCAGCAAAGGAGACAAAGUCAAAGUGUUGAGUGUGGGAGAGGGGGGGUUUUGGGAGGGCACAGUGAAGGGUCGUACAGGCUGGUUCCCCUCAGACUAUGUGGAGGAGGUGGGUCCUCCCAUUAAGGACAAUCGAUCAGAGACGCGCAGUGAGAAAGCCAAGAGGAAGCUGUUUCGUAAUGUUACCGUGGGAGCAUAUGAUGGUGUGGAUGGCCCCAGUGACUACAUCAUUAAGGAGAAGACAGUGCUCCUGCAGAAGAAAGACAAUGAGGGCUUUGGCUUUGUGCUUCGGGGAGCCAAAGCCCAGACUCCUAUAGAGGAGUUCACUCCGACCCCAGCAUUCCCCGCGCUGCAGUACCUGGAGUCUGUGGAUGAGGGGGGUGUGGCCUGGAGGGCUGGUUUAAGGAUGGGGGACUUCCUUAUUGAGGUUAAUGGUCAGAAUGUAGUGAAGGUGGGCCACAGGCAGGUGGUCAACAUGAUCAGACAAGGUGGCAACGCUCUGAUGGUCAAGGUUGUCAUGGUGACCCGCAACCCGGAGAUGGAGGAGACCAACCUCAGGAAGAAAGUCCCCCAGCAGGCUAAGAGGCUGACUCCUCCUGCCAUUGCCCUGCGCUCUAAAUCAAUGACAUCAGAGCUGGAAGACAUGGCUGCCUCUCCAUGGAAAAAUAAAGCAGAGUACGAGUCCUCCCAGGUGCCUGAUAAGAAGAGGACAGUCUAUCAAAUGGCACUGAAUAAACUGGAUGAGAUCCUGGCGGCGGCUCAGCACACAAUCACAUCAGACGGACAGGGACAGCGGGGUCACGGAGGGAAGAGAGACCGAACCAAGAGCAUCGCCUCCAAUGAGCCAAGUCAUGACCAGUUGGUUGGUGUGAUGCCGCCUGGGUUUGGUUACAACCAGGGUCAAUACCCCCCCGGCCAGCCUCAUGGAGUAAUGCUGCGACAGAAAUCUAUUGGUGUGAUGGAGGAGGACAGGCAGUACCUCCACAACCCGGCCAUGAAACUGGCCCGAAGUCUGUCAGAGGACAUCCCCCCUCCCCCCAACACGUCCGCCCCGGAACCCCCCUUAUCUGCUGACCCCCAUACUGUUUGGAGGGGGGAGCAGUCUGCCCCCCAGCCCCCAUCCUCCCAGGCCCAGGCCCAGGCCCUCCUCACCCAGCAGCAGGCAGUCCACGCCACCCAGGCAGGCUGGGACAGGGGAGGCCCUGUCAAUCAACAGCACGGCAUGGCCCCGACCCUCCGGAGAGGAGGAGGACAAUACACAGGGGAGCCCCCAGAGGGGACGAAGAGAGUAGGGGGAAAAAUGGGGGCGUUGAGGAGGGGCUACAGUAGUGCUACUCCACCCACGAGCGCCGCUCCCAAAACUCAACAGCAACCCCAGCAGCAGCAGCCCCAGCAGCAGCAGCCCCAGCAGCAGCAGCCCCAGCAGCAGCAGCCCCAGCAGCAAGUGGCGACCCGCGAGAGGGGCGGAGAGGCAGGCAGGGGUGGGGGAGGCAGGAAGGGCGGGAGGGGCCCUCUAGUAAAGCAAACCACAGUGGAAGGUGGGCUCAGCAGGCACCACCGAGGGGGGCAAGGCCAGGUGGGUAAGCGCUCAGGGGCCAAAGAGAAGAGCUCCAUCCCCAUCCCCACCAUCAUCGUCAAGGCCCCCUCCACCAGCAGCGGCAGUGGCCGCAGCAGCCAGGGCAGCAGCGUAGAUGCCGAGCAUCCGCCUCCCGACAUAGACGACCCUACCUCCCCAUCCGCCUCUGCCGACACCCCCACCACUCCCGGCCUGCCUUCCCCUGUGUCCCCCUUACCACCCCAGCCCCCUGUCUCUUCCGCCAUGCCCCCUUCAACUGUCGCCCCCCAGCUGCCCCCUAACCUGGAGAAUCUGGACUUCACCAACCAGUUCAGGGGGGCCUUCGUCGGGGCAGCGCGCCGGGACCGGGAACGUUUCCGUGACAUGAGGAGGAAGAGUGCUUCCUUCUUCCUCUCCUCCGAAGAGGACAUCCAAGGGGAGGCGGGGGGAGGUGGAGGGGUAUGGACUCAGCCCCUACAGGGGAUGGGGAUGGAUGUCCCCACCCCCCGCCUCCGCCCCUCCAAGUCCAUCGACGAGGGCAUGUUCUCUGGGGACAAUUAUGUCCACUACGCCAGCAGCAUGCCCCCUGCCUUCGGGCUGCCUGAGUACCACUCCCCUGUGAUGGGCCAGGACGGCCAGCCCAAGUCCGCUCCCUCCAACUACGGCCCAGGCUCUCCAGCCACCACCUUCAUCCACCCUCUGACUGGGAAGGUCCUUGACCCCUCGUCCCCCCUGGGCCUGGCGCUGGCUGCACGGGAAAGGGCCCUCAAGGACGACCGGAGGACCCGGCGGGAGGAGCGGCACUUUGGCCGGCAGAUGUCCAGCGUGGGGGCAUUUCCUACCUCUCUCCCAUCCCCCACGCCGUCCCUGUUCCCCGCCACUACCUCCCCCGCCUCCCUGAGCCGCCCGCUGUCACCCAGGAUAUUACGCUUGGGAGGUGAAGGGGGAGGGGAGAGAGUGGAGAGGGACCAGGCGGCCGGAGCCAGAGAGGGCCUCAGAGUUCGCUUUUCAGAGGACAGAACCAACCAGUACCAGACCCAGUAUUAUCAACAGAGUCCUAGAGACAGGGAGCCACCUGGCCCGCCCAUGCAGCCGCCCGGCCCGCCGCCUCAGCCUGCACCCCGCAGACCCUCGUUCCUACAGAUGGAAAGCAGUGCAAACUCUAGCUAUAUCCCCCAAUACCGCCUACCCGCAGCCCCAGCCCACCCACAUGAAGAUGGGGGAGAGGGAGGAGGAGGAGUGGGACUGGGGCUCAUGGUGCUUCCACCGCCCACCCCCUCCAUAGACAUAGAUGAUGAGUUUGUCUUUGUUGACCCCCUACCCCCUCCCUUGCAGUUCGCCAACGGCCAAGGCCAGAGAGAACUGCAGAGGGGAUACUCUCAACAGCAUCAACACUCAGCUCAACACGCCCCUCUCGCCUUGCCACCUCCGCCACCCCCCCUCCCCUCCCCUAAAGUACCUCCACCAGGAGGCUUCACCUCCAACGCCCCCCUCCCUUCCCCCCAGACUGGGGACUCUGCUGCCUCCAGCCUCACGUCCUACGACAGCGAGGUGGCCAACCUCACCCAGUCAGCUCUGUCUCCCUCCCUCACCUCGCCCCAAAUAUUCCCCCGUUCCUCCGCCGCCACAGUCGCCUCCGUUUUACCCGCCGCCUCACUCCACAGACCCCAGCCCAUGUCCCAUGCACACCCAUUCUCCAGUGGCCCCAGCGUACCGGUUAACCCCGCUAAUAUGGGGGCCCCUGUUUCGCCGAUGACCUUAGCGCAGGACCGAGGCGCGGCCACCCUCACUACGACUGUGACCUACGCCACCACGAUGACCGUGACCGCCGCCGCCACCAGUACCACUGCCUCUGCGCCGUCUUCAGACUACAAUGUAGCUGGGACCGCCCCCAGAACUGCCGCCAGUGCUGCUGGCAAGGCAGGCGACCACCAACCCUCCAGGAUGAAGACUGGAGACUGGCAGACAGAGACGGUGGUGGACUCUGGGAUUGAGGAGCUGGACAGUAGCAGCGACCACCAUCUGGAAACACUGGGAGUGAGCAGACUGAAGGGAGAGAGAGGAGGAGGAGGAGGAGGAGGAGGAGGAGGAGGAGGAGGAGGAGGAGGAGGAGGAGGAGGAGGAGGAGGAGGAGGAGGAGGAGGAGGAGGGGGAGGAGGAGGAGGAGCGGAAGGGGAGAGAGUGGUCGGCGAGCACCCAGAUCCUUACUUGACUUACUCAGGUGGGCAAACGUUUGAAGUGCACCAUGCCAAACACACGGCCAACCCCCCUGUGUAUCCAAAGACGAUGCAGUACAAAGAGGGGGGCAUCAAGGACACAAGGGAAGCGUUGCGUCGACAGGCAAGCACCAAUCCGCCCUGCCAGAGCGUCCCACCACACCCCCAGAGACAGGCCAACCCAGAGGAGGAGGCCAGGAGAGGAGAGGGAGGAGCAGCGGACGAGAGGAAACAACGCAGACAGAGUCGACCCAAGAUGGAGGACAGCUUCGGUUCCACCUUGGCUGCCUGUCUUGAGCGGCCCAACACCCUGGAGCCAAGACCCUUGUCCUGGAGCGAGGGGGUCGACCCGGGGCAGGGCCUGGAGCGAGGCGGGGGUGGGAUGUCUGUGGAGGGGCGCAGGCUGCACUCACCCCUAUCGGGAGUAAAGGCCAGCAUCAUCAACGAGCUGAGCUCCAAGCUGCAACAGAUGAGCAAUAAGAGCACGGAGGACUGGAGUCAGUCUGAGAUGCGAGGUCCGAGUCCCAUUAAUCCGAGGUCGCCCACAAUGCAAAGAUAUUCAGGGGAUUUCUCUGCCUCGUUUCAGAGCCCCCCCACAGGCCACUCCACUUCCCCCUUACCCACCUCCUCGCCACAGCAUCGCCCGUCAAUCUUCACCCCCAAUCUCACUGCCACCCCCUCCGGCUCGCCAUCCCACCAGCCCCCACUCCAGCCUAACUGGAUCCACUCCCCCUCUCCCCAGAUGCCCACCUCCCCCUCUCACUCUUCCCACCCUCCUCUCUCCCCCACUUACUCCCCCUCUCAAUCCCACCCUCCUCUCUCCCCCACGUACUCACCCUAUCCCACAUCCCCCAAACAUCGCACUAAGUACCGUGGAGCCAAGAUUUUUGACUUCCAGUGUACCCCUGGUCCAGAGCUGAGGUCGUCUAUGUCCCGCCGGCGCGCCCCCAGCCCCCUCAUCUACUCCACAAACCGCCCCAGCCCCGCCCCUCCCAGACCCUCCUCCCUCCCCAUCCUCCCCAGCACCCCUGUCUACAACACCCCCUUUGAGUUCCCCGUUCCCCUAACUCCCUCAUCCCCAGGUCACACCAUAGGAGACCCCUACAACCCCUCCACCUCUCCUCUCUUUCCCACAUCCCCACAACCUCCCAGCGCCCUCCUGGUCUCCCGCUCCCUCUCCCCCACCCAGUUCCUCUCCGGCGCAUCCUCACCCUCCAUGCACCUGCCCCCCUCUCCAUCCUGCCUCAACUACCCCCACCUCACCCCUCCUCCCCCUGCCAAGCCCUUCGCCAUCAAGCCCCUGUCCUACUGGACCAAGUGGGACGUGGCCGACUGGCUUUCCUACCUGAACCUGGGGGAGCACAGGGAACGUUUCAUGGAUAACGAGAUCGACGGCUCCCACUUGCCUUCCCUCACCAAGGACGACUUCCUGGACCUGGGGGUGACGCGCGUCGGCCACCGCAUGAACAUCGAGAGAGCGCUGAAGAAACUGACUGACAGGCUGUUCUCUCCCAUGCAUGACCCUAGCCCCUCCCCUGAGCCACAGGCAGAGAGUGAAAGAUGAGGUGACUCAGGGCUCAGAGAAAGACAGAGAAACACACGGACCGAGUUGAGUUCUAUAGAAGACCAUUGGACACAGAGUGUGAGCUGGACAAAUGGCGUAAAGGAUCACGACGGAAAAGGCUUAAUCACACCAGGAGAGAUUUGUUAUGAGUGGAGGACAAUUGUCUAUUUACACCCACUGUACAACUACUGAUAAAUAGGCUUUUAAUUAACACAUGGACACACACAGACAGAUACACACACACACACACACACACACAGACACACAGACAUUUGACUGGUGAUUCUCACACUCCAUCUGCUGCCUGGCGGUUACAGUACUGGGAGAAAUGCUAACAAGAAUCUUGAGAUUGUAAUGCUGCUACCCAUACAGAGAUGGUAAGCCCAUGGAUAUACUAAAGGUGGUGGUUGGGUACCUCUAAUAAACAAUACAGGCCAUAUUCUUAUCCUGAAAUUCAUGCGCAAACUCUGACGCACAUUAGAGCAUGGGAUUGGAAGCUAUUGUUGGAAUGUCUAAAAUUCCGAAUAUGGUCCUAAAAUGGAAAAGUACAUGACAUUUUAAGUUAAAGUAAACAGUAAAAAAAAAAAAAAAAA
Salvelinus fontinalis (brook trout) is the source of this 8900-nucleotide messenger RNA. Its product is annotated as SH3 and multiple ankyrin repeat domains protein 2-like. Bases 994 to 8307 code for a protein of 2437 amino acids. The transcript has 27 exons. Lineage: Eukaryota; Metazoa; Chordata; Actinopteri; Salmoniformes; Salmonidae. Gene Ontology annotation, cellular component: postsynaptic density; dendritic spine; postsynaptic membrane. Gene Ontology annotation, molecular function: synaptic receptor adaptor activity; ionotropic glutamate receptor binding. The record is from RefSeq and is a predicted model, not a curated record.